UCCAACAUGCCGCGACUUCGUAGUGCAUCCAUCACUUCGCCGACGCUUUGAUCUAAUUUCGACACGACAGCUGCAAGUAGAUUUUGUACUUCAUCGACAAGAAAAGGGAGCGGACAGGAGAGGAAAAAAAGGAAAAAAAAUGAGAGGUUGACGAUAAAUCAUGGGUACGAUGAAUUUUGGAAAAGUGGUGGGGGCGUGGAGCGGGAAGAAGCGAUGCGAGGGAGCAAGAGGGAAAGCGCAGGGUGGCGAGUGCGGAGCUACCACCCUUCGUCAGCUGUCCUGUACGAGGCAGCCAGUACGCGUCGUGGCUUCGCCACGUGCUUUUCGUCUCUUUGCAAAGUUCGCGUUUGCCACCGAUCAACCAUGUUUUUGUUUCUGACCUUGUCAUCGUGCUGACUCGCUGACAUCGAGCCGAGAGUCCUCGCGAUCACGCGAUGCCAUCGAUCCGAGGGAUCCCGACCUGCUCGCGAUUGUCGAUCACCCUAUUCUCGUGACCAUGUGACGAACGAAGAAUCUUCGAAACGAGUUCGCCAUGGGGAUUCCAGUGUUUCUUGCUCGAGUGUAAUAGGGAUAAAAGGUGUCUAAACGCUGAGCGUUACAAGCGAAUUGAUGAACGAAUCAGGACACGUCGUGAGGGAGGAUCAGUCCCGAGACACCAUGAAGCAGCGAGUCCUACUGGCCCUCGCCAACUUGAUCACUUCCUAUGCAUCUUUCUUGGCGGCUACAGGGGCGAAAACGUCCACGAGACAGAGGACACAGAGCAACAAUCACAGCAACAUCAGCGAGCUGCUGGACAAUCUGCUUCGCGGUUACGACAACAGCGUCAGACCAGACUUCGGUGGUCCACCGGCCACGGUUGAGGUCGACAUCAUGGUGCGCAGCAUGGGUCCGAUUUCCGAAGUCGAUAUGACUUAUUCAAUGGACUGCUACUUCCGGCAGUCUUGGGUGGAUCGACGUUUGGCUUUUCAAAGUGGCAAAGAAACUCUGGCGCUCAGUAUAUCGAUGCUGGCAAGAAUCUGGAAGCCGGAUACAUACUUUUACAAUGGGAAGCAUAGUUAUUUACACACGAUAACCAGUCCCAAUAAGUUCGUCAGACUUUAUCAAGACGGCCGAGUUUUAUACAGUUCGAGACUCACGAUCAAGGCAGGAUGUCCAAUGAACCUUGAAAAUUUCCCGAUGGAUACGCAGAGAUGUCCACUACAAUUUGGCAGUUUCGGUUACACGAAGAGGGACGUGAUCUACAAGUGGAACAGCGACCGACAAGUAGCAAUCGCCGACGACAUGAAAUUAUCCCAAUUCGAUUUAGUUGCCAAUCCGACUGCGAAUUAUUCUGCAUCGGCGACGCUUUCACACGCGGAGUACUCGAUGCUGCUGGUAUACUUUCAUCUACAAAGGCACAUGGGUAAUUUUCUCAUACAAGUAUACGGGCCCUGUGUCUUACUUGUUGUCCUAUCUUGGGUCUCCUUCUGGUUAAAUCGAGAAGCCACUGCAGAUCGUGUAUCUCUGGGAAUUACAACCGUGCUAACAAUGACGUUUUUGGGAUUGGAGGCACGAACCGAUCUGCCAAAAGUUCCUUACCCCACUGCCCUGGACUUCUUCGUUUUUCUCUCGUUCGCCUUCAUUUUCGCCACCAUUAUACAAUUCGCCGUGGUCCACUAUUUCACCAAGUACGGUUCCGGCGAGUGUUAUUUCAGCUCCGACCUAAGCGAAAGCGAGACUUCCAGCGACGAAGAGGAAACGGAUACGCGGCCAUUGAAGAAAGAACCGGUAUCCCAAUCGCACAAAAGGACUGCCGGAAACCUAGCAGCACGAGGACACCCAAGUCGGAAUUUCACAAUGAACGAGGACGGCAUGAUCGAAGUGAUACCCUUGUCGGCAAUUCCAGAACCCAGCAGAAAUCCUACAGUGGGUCACUGGCAAAUGUCCUGCGUAGCCUGUAGUCCACCUCCUCGUCAAUCCCCUCCGAGUAGAAAAGGAUCCGGUCGAAGACGACGCAGGAGAACGCCAAGAUACAACUCCGUAUCGAAAAUCGAUCGGGCCAGCCGCAUCGUGUUCCCCGUGUUCUUCCUAGCGAUCAACGUGUUCUACUGGUAUGCGUAUCUGUCGAGAAGCGAGCGCAUCAAUUACUACAACGUGAACUCGAAUGGCACGUGAGACCAGGUCAUUAAACGGGACACCAAAGGGAAAUCACGUGUACGAACGUUCUCCACGGGGUUGCUCGUCGAGAAGAUGUCGGUCGACCAAUCUACCAUACUACUUUAAGUGAUCGCGCGCACAAUAAGGAAUACUUCUUUGCGGCGCAAAUAGGGCUUGCGAAUACAGUGGGAGAUAUCGAACAAAUAAAUCGAUAUGCGUUUAUAAGUUUAAUC
Eufriesea mexicana is the source of this 2369-nucleotide messenger RNA. It is a transcript of the gene Grd, whose product is annotated as GABA-gated ion channel. Gene Ontology annotation, biological process: monoatomic ion transmembrane transport. Gene Ontology annotation, cellular component: membrane. Lineage: Eukaryota; Metazoa; Arthropoda; Insecta; Hymenoptera; Apidae. The coding region runs from base 610 to 2154 and encodes 514 amino acids. The transcript is spliced from 10 exons. Gene Ontology annotation, molecular function: GABA-A receptor activity; extracellular ligand-gated monoatomic ion channel activity. The record is from RefSeq and is a predicted model, not a curated record.